This is a messenger RNA of Fusarium falciforme, 546 nucleotides long. RefSeq names its product Dolichyl-diphosphooligosaccharide--protein glycosyltransferase subunit OST2. Gene Ontology annotation, cellular component: oligosaccharyltransferase complex; membrane. Lineage: Eukaryota; Fungi; Ascomycota; Sordariomycetes; Hypocreales; Nectriaceae. The transcript is spliced from 4 exons. The record is from RefSeq and is a predicted model, not a curated record. Gene Ontology annotation, biological process: protein N-linked glycosylation. Bases 100 to 546 code for a protein of 148 amino acids.
ACCUCCAAGCCGCGAUCCAUCACCAACUUCACCUACACGUGCCCGCUUCGACCGAUCACCUCCAACUUUCUAGUCCCCUCCUUCGAUCGAGAAAGCAUCAUGGCGCCCAAGAAGAACGCCCGCGACAUCACCCCCACGGCCGCUGCUACUGCGCAGGCCAGCGCUACCGCACCCGCCUCGGCCUCGCAGCCAAAGCCUAAGAAGAGCGGCGAUAGCUGGGACAAGGUGCUGCAGAACAUCUACGACCACUAUAUCCAGGAUACCCCCCAGCGCACCAAGCUGAUUGACGUCUUCCUCGUCUUCCUCGUGGCCGUUGGAGCUCUCCAGUUCCUCUACUGCGUGCUUGCUGGCAACUACCCUUUCAACGCUUUCCUGUCUGGUUUCUCGGCUACGGUUGGACAGUUUGUCCUGACGGUGUCAUUGCGAGUUCAGACCAGCCAAUCCAACAAGACCGAGUUCCCUUCAGUGUCUCCCGAGAGAGCAUUCGCCGACUAUGUCGUCUGCAGCUUGAUCCUGCAUUUCUUCUGUGUCAACUUCAUCAACUAG